AUGUCAGCAUCGGAACACGGUCCGCAUAAUCAAAAUCAACUGCAAUAUGAUGACUUACCUUCCGGUUGUCAUAAAAUGAGUAGUGUUGGAGAUCAGCAGCCGAUUUCUGAAAAGAUUCGUGAGUUAACAGACAACUUCAAUGAUAGAGAGUGGUCUUUAUCUGUACAACAACUCAGUGAUGCUGACGUAAAGCUACUUGCAAAUGCGCUGAAAACAAAUACACACUGUAAAGUCUUAGAUUUACACCAGAACAAACUAACUUCCGUUGAAGCACAGUUCAUAGCUGACAUGUUAAAAGUGAACACAACAUUGACUUCACUGUGGCUCAGUUGUAAUCGACUCGGUGAUGAUGGAACUCGGACACUAUGUGAAGUGUUGAGACGUCAAAAUAAUAUGCUCGAGCACUUGAGUCUUAAUGGGAAUAGAAUAACAGACAAAAGUGUCGAUGCGAUAGUAGACAUGGCAAAAAAUGAAUUAAUAUGUGAAAUAUUUGAUUAUUUAACGGGUUUUAAUAUACUAUUAUCAUUUGUCGAUCUCAAUCAACGCUUUGAACAUUUGCUCCAUACUUAUCAUCGUUACCAUUUUAAUUUUAAAUUGGUGAAGAAAAGCAUAUUUGAUUUUGUUUGUCAUUUAAAUAUCGAUCCACAACAAUGUAUUUCACUGACAUUGUCCAACUUUUCUCAUACACCGUACUAUCAAACACCAAAACAAAUUCAAUUGUUUUUAAACAAUUAUUGUAAAAUAGAUCGGUUUCUAUUACUUCGAUCAUUAUCAUUAUAUUCAAUUGAUAGAGAUGAAUUAUAUCAAAUUUUAUCAGGAUUAAACAAUUGUUGUCAAUUAAAAUCAUUCACAAUUGAGGUAUUUCCAUUUGAUGAACAAAUAGCUUCAUUACUGAACAGAACCCUAUCAAAUAUACCGACAUUAAAAUAUUUAAAAUUAGUAUUUUCAAUAUUUCUCGACGAAGACAACAACAAUAAUAUUAGGUUUAUGCCAAUAACAGCCACUAAUAUUGAGUAUUUAUCGUUAAGUCAGUAUGAUAUCAAACAUCUACCACAACUACUUCAAAUGGUACCAAAACUGAAAUCAAUCAAGUAUCUAUCGCUGCAUGAUCGUAAUAACCAAAACUCCAUCUAG
Messenger RNA from Didymodactylos carnosus, 1134 nucleotides. The record is from the annotation of a GenBank genome assembly. Lineage: Eukaryota; Metazoa; Rotifera; Eurotatoria; Philodinida; Philodinidae.